Molecule: messenger RNA, 2109 nt
Organism: Talaromyces marneffei
Lineage: Eukaryota; Fungi; Ascomycota; Eurotiomycetes; Eurotiales; Trichocomaceae
Exons: 2
Coding region: 1-2109 (702 amino acids)
Source: RefSeq, a predicted model, not a curated record
AUGAAGUUCGCGCUUCUUGCAUCAUGCCUUGUCGGGGCUUCACUCGGUUUCCAACAGAAUGUCCGAGAUGAUUCCCUGGUAGCGAGAGGCAAUGGAGCCACUCCUUAUGUCAUUGUCCAGACUAUAACGGACUGGGUAUGCACUACCUAUACCACUACCAUUACGGGUCUGGCAAGCGCAACAACUUCCCACGGAGCCCCUACCCCGAUAGUUACUGUAUUCCCAUCACCGGGCACAUAUACCAUCCCAGCUUCUACUGUCACUGUGACAGCACCAACAACAGUCGCUGCUGCCCAAACCACCUCUUUGGCUCCAGGACCUCACACAGUUGGAGGUGUCACGACUGUCGUACCCUCGCCUACUACAAUCACUGUUCCCUAUGCCAGCGUUGUAACAACACAAGGCACCGUAACGACCACCAUCGUUUCUACGGUCUACACUUGCCCAGCAGCUGGCACCUACACCAUUGGUGCAACAACUGUCACUGUGCCCGAGACAACAGUCUACGUUUACCCGACGUCGACCUGUUACUAUCCAGGCACCUAUACACACCCAGAGGAGACCGUCACAAUCACCAAGACCUCGGAUGUGUACGUCUGUCCCUACACUACUUCGACACCUUCAUCCGUGCCGGCAACAGUGACGACAACCACGUCCAGUGUCUCGUCGACCUCUACAAGUUCAACUUCGAUUUCCCAAUCGACAACCAGCCCUACCUCUCAGGGUUCGUCUCCCACUUCCUCAACACCCAGCUCUUCCGGAUCAAGCCCCAGCUCUCAGGGUACGUCUCCCACUUCCUCAGCCCCGAGCUCUUCCGGAUCAAGCUCGUCCUCCACGCCUGUGACUUCUACCAGGAAAACCAAGUCAUGCUCUUCGUCACACAAGCCAUCCUCCACGCCUGUGACUUCUACCAGGAAAACCAAGUCAUGCUCUUCGUCACAUAAGCCAUCCUCCACGCCUGUGACUUCUACCAAACACACCAAGUCAUGUUCUUCAACACACAAGCCAUCCUCCACGCCUGUGACGACUUCCACCAGGAAAACCAAGUCAUGUUCUCGAACCCCAUCGAGGUCUGCCACCCCAAGCUCCAGUGCCGUCCCCAGCUCCAGCUUCGUCCCGAGCUCCAGCGCUAUCCCCAGCUCCAGUGCUGUCCCAAGCUCUAGCGUCGUCCCGAGCUCCAGCGCCAUCCCCAGCUCCAGUGCUGUCCCAAGCUCUAGCGUCGUCCCGAGCUCCAGCGCCAUCCCCAGCUCCAGUGCUGUCCCAAGCUCUAGCGUCGUCCCGAGCUCCAGCGCCAUCCCCAGCUCCAGUGCUGUCCCAAGCUCUAGCGUCGUCCCGAGCUCCAGCGCCAUCCCCAGCUCCAGCGCCAUCCCCAGCUCCAGUGCCAUCCCCAGCUCCAGUGCUGUCCCAAGCUCUAGCGUCGUCCCGAGCUCCAGCGCUGUCCCCAGCUCUAGCGUCGUCCCCAGCUCCAGUGCUGUCCCAAGCUCUAGCGUUGUUCCCAGCUCCAGCGCUGUCCCAAGCUCCAGCGUCGUCCCGAGCACCAGUGCCGUGCCCAGCUCCAGCGUGCCAACUCCCACGCCUAGCUCAUCAGUUCCUGUGACGAGCAGCACUCCCACAACAACCCCAUCAACCACAAGCCCUACCACAAGCCCUACCACAAGCGCCGCCCCAACUCCCACCACCCCUAUAGCUUGCGGAGGCGGCACGGCUUAUGGAUACGCAACAAGCCCCGGCAGCUCGGAUACCACCUUCAGAUCUCUGGGCAUUGGUAACAACUGGGGCUGGGUGCUGUCCGGACCACUUCCGAUCAGCGGCAACCUCUACUUGGGUGCUGGAAACAAUGACAUAUCCAAGGCCACUCUCGUGGGCACUUUCACUAUUGUCCGCAGUGGAACCAAGUUUACCGUCACCUAUCUCCUCAACAACCCGGCCUACAAUCUCCAGGAAGUUCACUUCUUUUAUGGCUCCACAUACCCCAAGCAUGUCGCCCCUGGACAGUUCCCCUAUGGCAAGACUUUGUCAGGCACUCAAACAACGUACAGUUUCCAAGUUCCGUACUCUGCAGAGGACGAUACCUUUAUCGUCCACGCAGCAAUUGGCGCUACUUGCUAA